Dermatophagoides farinae (American house dust mite) is the source of this 5889-nucleotide messenger RNA. The record is from RefSeq and is a predicted model, not a curated record. NCBI's taxonomy places the organism in Eukaryota, Metazoa, Arthropoda, Arachnida, Sarcoptiformes, Pyroglyphidae.
UUAUAGGAUUAUAUAUAUCCGUUCAAAUGAAUCACAAUCACCGAAUAAUCAUCAUCAUCCGCAACAACGUAUUUAUUUGGAAAACAAUUUUCGAUGCAUUUAUUGAAUUGACAAUGAAAAUGACGAAUGAUGAUGAUCAAAUAUAAAAAGAAGAUUCAAAUUUGUAUAUGAUUCUAAUGUGUAAAUUAUAUAACACAAUCAAGAUAAUUCAGAUACACAGACGCAGAACGAUUCAGAGUCCUCGUGGAAACUUUAUUUUGUGCCAUAAUUUUUUAAAACACAGAGAAACGUACGUUUUCGAAUAUACGAACAAUAAAAGAAAAAAAAAUAGUGCGGUUACAAUUCAAAUGAAAACAAAACAACAAGUGGCCAAUCGAUAAUUCAACAUAUAAUAGCAACAACAGAUGCAAACGAAAAAAGAAGAAGAAGAAGAAGACCAACCAAUAUACAUGGUGAAAUCACCUCAGCGGCGGUCCAUUAUAUCAAUUUAAUUGAAGAAAUUUUUUUUUUAAAAAUCAAAACAAUUAUAAACGAAAAAUGUAUACAAUAGGACGUGAUAAUAUUGAUGUUUAUGAUUUUAAAUCUGAAGAAAAUCUACGAAAAUGGCGUGGAUUUUUCAUUCCAACUUUAUUACAGAUUCAAAAAAUCACACAUCCAACGUUGAUUGUUAAAACAGAUGGUUUGCAAUAUGUAGAAUCAUUAUUAUUGAAAUUAUUAGGAGCAAUAAUGGCUACAAAUAGUACGGCAGGCGCUGGUAGUGCAUCAUUGAUGACAUUACAUACAAUCAGUGAUUUUGAAGAUCGUAUUCGACGUCUAAUACCGGAUCCAUUGAAAACAAAUUCAUUGAAAAAAGCAAAAGAAAUUCUUUCUGCAUUGCGUAAUAGUAAAAGAAGCAAAGCGAAUAUCAUAUUUCAUGGCAAUGUGGAUCGUUCACCAUUGAAAACACCUGUGGAUAAAUUUCAUCAUAUGCUACAAAAAGAUGUUCUUGGUCAUAAAACCGAUAUCCAGGUUUCACAAUAUUUAUUGGCUGUAUUGGAAUUUAUUGCUACCGAUAUACUACAAUUGGCCGGACAUUAUGUACGUAAUAUGAUUCAUACGGAAAUCACUAGCCAAGACAUUCAUGCUACGAUGUGUGCCGAUAAAGUUUUAAUGGAAAUUUUCUAUAAAGACGAAGAAGAAGAAGAUGAUGAUGGACCACCAUUAUCGGCCAAUUGUUAUUAUAGUCAAUCAUUUUUUGAUGCAGAUUUUGGUGAUAAUGGUGGCGGUGAAUAUGGUAAUGUUGGCGGCAAUCAUCAUCACCAUCAUCAUCAUACCACAAUCACAUAUUCAGAAGCGGUACAUGAAUUCAUACAAGAAGAAAGACAAUUUAUACGUGAAUUAUCAUUGAUAAUAAAAGUUUUUCGUGAUCCAAUGACCACCGUUCUUUCCGAUGAUGAUCUCCAGCGAAUAUUUGUCAAUAUUGAUGAUAUUUAUGAAUUUGCUAUCAAAUUUUUAAGUCUCCUAGAAGAUGCUGUUGAAGUGGCCGAUGAAGAUGAUUGUCCAGCAAUUGGUUCAUGUUUUAUUGAAAUUGCCGAAGAUGAAGAGAUGGAUGUCUUUCAUAAAUAUGCUCAAAAUGUUAUGAAUUUUUCAUUUCGCGACCAUUUAUACACUGUUCUUUCACAACAUUCCCUUCAAAGCCGUAUAAGUGAAAUAUUCUCAUCAAGAUAUAAUGCAGCAGCCAAUGGAAUGAUGGCUGCUAUAAAAUAUGUUUUACCACGGCUACUACUAUUGCCUGUAUAUCAUUGUUUUUCGUAUUUCAAAGCAAUCGAAAAAUUAAGAGAAUUAACACCAUUGGUUAGUGAUCGUGAAAAUUAUGAACAAGCCGAUUCUUCAUUACAAUCAUUGAGAAAUGUGUUGGAAAAAGAAAAAAAAUUAAAUAAAUUUGGUGAUGGUUAUUUUCUACGAUUAUAUGGCCGUACACAUAGGGCAACAGCAUUGGCAAAAAUGAAAGAAAUUCAAUCAUCAAUCGAUAAUUGGAAUGGAAAAGAUAUUUGGCAAUCAUGUAAUGAAUUCAUACGUGAAGGUCUACUGUAUAAAGUAUCCAAUCCGGGUAAAUCAAUUGGACAAUUUUCAAAAUCUGAACGUCGAGCUUUUCUAUUUGAUAGUCUAUUGGUACUAUGUAAACAUUACACUAAACGUAUGGUGCCAGGUCGUGGUGAUAAUUCACAUCUGGAAUGUCGAUUUAAAGAACGUUUUUACAUACGAAACAUUGAAAUAAUUGAACGUGAUGAACUAUAUGUACCAUCAAAUUUUUCUCUAUUUUCCAAUCAUUUCAUUGGCCAUUCGGCUGAUAGUCAACAACAAAAUUCAAUUCUGGAACAACAACACCAAUCAUUAUCAUCAAGUGUGUCGAAUAUAAGCAAUCAUAUCGCCAGUGAUAAUUCAAAUACAAUACAUGCAUUCGAAAUAUCACAAACGAAUCAAAAUCAAUCAAUAGUAUUGAUGGCAAAAACAGUGGAAGAAAAUGAUAGCUGGAUGUCUCAGCUGAUUCUAUUGAAUAUGCGUUCAAUGUUGGAACGAACAUUGGAUGCCAAAUUAUUGGAAGAGGCAAAAAAACAUCCACUGUUAUUACCACAUGCAUCGGUAUAUCGUUUUGCAAUCGAAGAUAUGGAUACAAACAUUAUAUUUGAAGAAAAUAAAUCCAAUCGUAAUGUACCGCUAAUCAAAGGCGCCACAUUAUUGAAAUUAGUCGAAAGACUUACCUAUCAUAAAUAUGGUGAUCCGAAUUUAGUACGAAUUUUUCUCACAACUUAUCGUUCGUUUUGUACACCAAUUGAAUUGUUUAAAUUGUUGAUUGAACGUUUCGAGAUACCUGAACCAGAUUUUCGUUCAUGUAUGCAAGCUAUGUAUUAUGCAAAUGAAGAAUUAUCAUCACCAACAAGUGUAGCACCACCUGCACAAGAAUUAUUAUUGGAUUCAAAUGAAAUGAUGGCAUCAGAUCAGACAAUACAUUCUUCAACCGGAACAUUUGUUGUGAAUAAUAAUAAUACAUCAUCGUCAGGUCCAACUAGUCCAACUUCUCUAAACAAUAAUAAUCAACAACAACAACAACAGCAGCAGCAAUUACCACCAACACCAUCAGAUUUUAGUAAAUUUUUUGAUGAACAAGAUGAACAAUGUCAACAAGAUUAUCGUGAAAUGUUAAAACGAUUCCGGAAAGAAUACGCUCAACCGGUGCAAUUUCGUGUAUUGAAUGUUCUUCGACAUUGGAUCGAUAAACAUUGGUAUGAUUUUGAACGUGAAAGUCAGCUGUUGGAUAUGUUGAAUGAAUUUGUGAAUGAAAAAUUGGCUAAAUCACAUACAAAAGUGGCCAAAUGGUGUCAUCAUAUACGUAGUGUUGUGGAUAGGAAAAAAUCACAAAAUGUUGCCGCACAAUUUGAUGCAUUAUCCAUCAUUAAUGGACCAAUUGGACGGCCAUUGUCGAGCAUUACGAAAAUCAAUGAUGGUCCAGAAGAAUUUGAUCUUUUAGCGUAUUCACCUGGAGCUAUUGCUGCACAUUUGACUUUAUUUGAAUUUGAUCUAUAUCGUGCCGUACAACCAUAUGAAUUUAUUGGUAUGGAUGAUCAAUCAUUGGUAUGGACGAAAAAGGAUAAACAAAAAACAUCGCCUAAUCUGUUGAAAAUGAUUCGUCAUUAUACAAUUAUUUGUUAUUAUUUUGAAAAAUGUAUUGUUGAAGCAGAAAAUUUCGAAGAACGUGUUGCAAUUGUCACUAGAAUCGUUGAAAUAAUGAGCCGUUUAAUGCAAUAUAAUAAUUUUAAUGGUGUAUUCGAAAUUGUUGGCGCUCUGGAUUCGGCACCAAUUCAUCGGCUAGAGCAUACUUUAUCACAGAUUGAACGUAAUAGUAAAUUGAAAAAAGCAUUGGAAGAAGCUAAAGAUCUUAUGGAUAAUCAUUUUAAAAAAUAUAAAGAGAAAUUGUUUUCAAUCGAUCCACCAUGUGUUCCAUUUUUGGGUAAUUUUCUUACCAAUAUUGUACAUUUGGAAGUUGGAAAUCCUGAAUAUCUUUCUCCUCCGAAUUCUGAUUCUGGUUGUCAUCAUCAUCAUAAUAUUUUAAGUCAUCAUCAACAGAUUAAUGAUUCAUCAUUGUCCAAUGCUCAACAACAGACAAACACUAACGCACAAUCAUCAUCAACAUCGACAAUGAAACUUGAAGCUGAUGGCGCUGCAGCCACUUCUAAAUUGAUUAAUUUUCAAAAGAAACGUCGUGUUUAUGAAACAAUUUCGUUGAUACAACAAUAUCAGAAUGAACCAUACAAUUCACAAUCACAGAAAACGACAAAAAAGAUUAAUCUUAGUAAAUUUAAUCCAGAAAUUUCAAAUUUUUUCGAAAAUUUAGAUCAUAUUGUCUAUGAUGAUGAGGAAGAGAAACAAUUCAAUAAUUAUGUUUAUAACAAAUCAUUGGAAAUUGAACCAAGAGGAUGUAAACAGCCACCAAAAUUUCCUCGAAAAUGGCCAGAUCGUAACCUGAAACAAAGUUCGAAAUCAAGAAAUAUUCGAUUACCUGGAAUUUCGAGUAGUAGUCAUCAUAAUCAAUCAUUAUCAUCAUCAUCAAGUUAUAAUCAUAGCCAUCAGAAUAGCCAUAGUAGUAUGAUGAUGAUGAUGGAUAAUUGUGAUUCGAUAUCAUUACAACAACAACAAUCACCAUCAACGCCGUUAACUCCACCGGGUAGUUUAUGUCCGGAUCCAAUUUUUGCACCUGUCAUGAUUGGUGGUGGUGAUCGAUUGAUGAAUAAUGGAACACCACACAUUUCACCAACAACCCCGGGCAUUCAAUCGAUGAGUUUUUUUCCAACAUCAUCUGCUUGGCAACAAAUUCCACAAUCAACUCCUCCUCAAUCUCAAUAUCAUCAUCAACAUAGCGCAUCAUCUCCAUUGAUUUCACCACCUUUAUCUUCAGAUUUUUUAGGCACUUCAAACAAAAGUCCUUUGGUGCCGAAAUCCGAUCCACCACCAUUACCACCAAGAGGUAUUCGAAGCAAUUCGAUUGCUCCCGAUAGCACUAAUGCUAACAGCAGUAGUAGUAGUAAUCUGCCUGGAUCAGCACCUCCUCUUCCACCAAAAACAUAUAAACGUUUGGGUCCAGCAGCAGCAACAUCUUCAAAUUCGUCCGCACAACCAUCGCUGCCUACUACUUCUGAAACGAAUUCUGGAUCAUCGUCAUCGACCGUCUCAACUCUUCCUUCAUCUUCAACGACAGGCACAAAAACUUCUUAUCGAGAUAAAGUACCAUUACCUUUACCACGAAUGCCUUUGCCAUCAUCGAAUCAUUAUCAUCAACGUUUCAAUUCGGAUAUUGUAACUACAGCAUCAUCAUCGUCAUCCACCAGUCCAAAUCAUGCAUCACAAUCAAAUGGUCCAGUCAUAAAUAGACGAAAUUCAACUGUUGAAAACGUUGCCACAUUAUCACCAAGACGAUAUUCACAAGCUCCAUUACCACCACCAUUGCCUCCAACACCAUUAACAUCAUCACCACAGACACCAAUGAUGAAUAUGUCACAAACAUUAUUCAAUCUAUUGCCUGGUAGUAGCAGUGGAAGUCCAAUUGGUGGCAUUCAUCAUCAUCAUAAUCCAUCUUCAACAUUAUCAUCGUCAUCGCCACCAUUACCACCUUUAUCAUCAUCAUUACAUCGUCCACCACCAACACCAACAUCGGCAACAUUGCCCAAUUCAAUUAGUAAUAGCAACAACAACAACAAUAAUAAUAAUAAUAAUAAUAACAACAAUAAUAAUAAUGGUCCAGAAUUACCACCGAAAACAUAUCGAUUAUCAAAUCCAUGUCGAUAAUUUUAUUUUUUUUUUUUUCGAUUCACCCAUUCUUACCCAAACAAAAAAAACUAAAAUGAAAUGAAAUUG